AGUUUCCCAGGGAGGGGGGGGCGUGCGCGCUGCCAGUGCGCGUCCACCGCCACCCCGCGCGCGCGCGCCCGGGAUGGCGAAGCGCAUGCACGGUGCGACCGCCGCAGGCGCCUGGACGGAGAUAGUGGCCAAGAUACAGCGCGCCGCGGCCGAUGCUGGCUUCAACUUGCACGAGGCUGGGCGCCGUGGGCUGCGCGAGGCCUCCUUCGGGCCGGCCCAGGCCGCCAUGCGGACGUUCGGGGCCGAGCCGAGUGCGAUACGCGUGGCGCCUCGCGGGGCAGAGAGGGAGGAGGAUGAGCAAGAGAAAUAGCUUGAGUUUCCUGCCAAGCGACAAGUAGCGCCAGCAAGCUUGAGGCUGCGUGUCCGCUUUCAAGGGCAGCCGAGCCACGGUCGGGCAGCCAGACCUCCUGUUCAUCACACAGCGUCUGCUAAGACGUGACAUCUGGAAGCGCGGGGUC
Messenger RNA from Prorocentrum cordatum, 458 nucleotides. Lineage: Eukaryota; Dinophyceae; Prorocentrales; Prorocentraceae. The record is from the annotation of a GenBank genome assembly.